This is a messenger RNA of Acanthosepion pharaonis, 1998 nucleotides long. Lineage: Eukaryota; Metazoa; Mollusca; Cephalopoda; Sepiida; Sepiidae. The record is from the annotation of a GenBank genome assembly.
AUGUGUCAAUUGUUGUUCCAUCAUAUCCUAUAUGAGGUAAUCUAUCUAUAUCACCCUGCACCUAUCUAUCUAUCUAUCUAUCUAUCUAUCUAUCUAUCUAUCUAUCUAUCUAUCUAUCUCACUGUCAUGAGUAAAACCAACCUAUCUAUCUAUCUAUCUAUCUAUCUAUCUAUCUAUCUAUCUAUCUAUCUAUCUAUCUAUCUCACUGUCAUGAGUAAAACCAACCCAUCUAUUCAUCUAUCUAUCUAUCUAUCUAUCUAUCUAUCUAUCUAUCUAUCUAUCUAUCUAUCUAGUCUGUCCAUAUCUAGUUAUCAUAUAAAACCAACCUAUCUAUCUAUCUAUCUAUCUAUCUAUCUAUCUAUCUAUCUAUCUAUGCAUAGAUUAGGAGAGGAAGGAUUGUUUGAGUCAGACAGUAUCUAUCUACAAUGGGGUCAAUCUGUUCCUAUCUAUCUAUCUAUCUAUCUAUCUAUCUAUCUAUCUAUCUAUCUAUCUAUUAAAAUUAGAUUAUUCUUUCUGUUCACAUCUAUCUAUCUAUCUAUCUAUCUAUCUAUCUAUCUAUCUAUCUAUCUAUCAUAUCUGUUCAUUAUCUAUCUAUCUAUCUAUCUAUCUAUCUAUCUAUCUAUCUAUCUAUCUAUCUAUCUAUCGAUUCAAAUUCAAAUGUAUCUAUUCAUUCAUCUUCUAUCUAUCUAUCUAUCUAUCUAUCUAUCUAUCUAUUUAUCUAUCUAUCUAAUCAUUCUAUUUAUCUAUCGAUUCAAAUGUAAGCAUGUUCUGAUCUAUCUAUCUAUCUAUCUAUCUAUCUAUCUAUCUAAUCAUUCUAUUUAUCUAUCGAUUCAAAUUCUGUUCAUUAUCUAUCUAUCUAUCUAUCUAUCUAUCUAUCUAUCUAUCUAUCUAUCUAUCUAUCUAUCCCAUUAUCUAUCUAUCUAUCUAUCUAUCUAUCUAUCUAUCUAUCUAUAUAUAUAUAUAUAUUAUCACUACGGACAGCCGGCCAAUCACUUGGUUGGCCAGGCGUGGGGUCUCUUGGCCGAUCGGUCGAACGGACGAAUGGUCAUUCUACGUGAGGGGCGCGAAAGCUACGCUAAGACAGGCCGACCCAAUCGAUGUGAUAAUGAAGUCACCCCUUGUGAAGGGAGGAACGCAAGCGUGAACCUACAAGGAGAGUGCUUCUUUUUCUUCUAUAAUUUUAAUCAUUCACACCUUUCUUUCUUUCUUUCUUUCUUUCUUUCUUUCUUUCUUUUCAUUCAAUUGUUCAUCCUUUCUUCUUCCUUUCUUUCUCUUUUUCUUUUUUCUUUUUUCAUCAUUCUAGUUUUUAAUCAUUUCUUCCUCCUCCUCCUCCUCCUUUUCUUCUUCUUCUUCUUCUUCCUCGUCAUCAUUCUAGUUUUAAUCCUAGCUUUAUCCAUUUUCUUCUUUAUUUUUCAUAAUUCUAGAUUUUAUUCUUUCUUCUUUUUCCUUCUCCUCUUCUUCUUCAUUCCAUUUUUCCUCAUUUCUUCUUCUUCUUCUUCUUCAAUUUUUCAUCAUUCUUGUUCUCUAUUUUUUUUUCUUUUACUUUUUACCAUAAUUAUUCAUAACAGUCCUUCUUUUCUAUUCUUAGUCGCUUUUUCCAAUCUUUUUCUUUUUCUCCAUUCUAUCAUUCUUUCCUUCGCCAUUCUGUUCUGUUUUCUCCUUCAUAAAAACCAUUCUAUCUUCUUCGUACCUUCUUUCGCUUCUUCAUCGCCCUUUUUACGCCAUUUCUCUUUCUUCUACGACCAAUUCUCUAUAAACACUAAUUAUCUUACUCUCUUUUGGAGGGAUCUAUCUAUCUAUCUAUCUAUCUAUCUAUCUAUCUAUCUAUCUAUCUAUUUUUUAAUUUCCCUUUAUAAGAAAUCCAUUUAUUUUACAUUAGAAAAAUGUGUAUAUAUUAAUUUGUAUAUGUCAAAAGUUAAUAGUGGCAUAAAACCUGAUAAGAAAGAGAAUGAUUCUAGUCUUUUCAUAUCUAUCAAUCUGGGCACAUCGACGGGGUGA